This is a messenger RNA of Cutaneotrichosporon oleaginosum, 2533 nucleotides long. RefSeq lists its product as uncharacterized. NCBI's taxonomy places the organism in Eukaryota, Fungi, Basidiomycota, Tremellomycetes, Trichosporonales, Trichosporonaceae. Gene Ontology annotation, molecular function: double-stranded DNA 3'-5' DNA exonuclease activity; DNA-(apurinic or apyrimidinic site) endonuclease activity; phosphoric diester hydrolase activity. The record is from RefSeq and is a predicted model, not a curated record. Gene Ontology annotation, biological process: base-excision repair. Gene Ontology annotation, cellular component: nucleus.
UUCCCUCGUUGUCUUCCUCUCAUUGACCUCGAUCAACCUCCUGCUCAGCAUCUCCAGCAAGGGGCACCGUUCAUGAUGAGGAUUUUGACGUGGAACGUCAACGUCCUCCGGACGGUGCUCGAUUAUCAUCCGUUCUCGAGUCUGCCUAAUAAGAACGUCGAAGGACUACUUGAAGAGCUCAAGGCUGACAUUAUCUGCUUCCAAGAGCACAAGACUCGCCGCCAGCAACUCGACCGAAGCAUGGCGUGUCCCGGUCCGUUUGACGCGUUCUGGACUUUUCCUCGAAGCAAACUGGGAUACUCUGGCGUGUGUACAUACGUCGACUCACGCGUGUGCGUCCCAUUACGCGCUGAGGAGGGCAUCACCGGGCUUCUUCUCUCCGAGCCCGGCGGCACCAUGAAGCCCCCAUGGACAGCGGAGGAGAAGAUCGGCUGCUAUCCCGACAUGGAUGACGUGCAACUUGACGACGAAUUUGACGGCACACCAUUCGACCCCCGCUCGCUGGACGUUGAGGGGCGUGCCGUCGUGCUAGAUUUCGGACUGUUUGUGCUGUUCAACCUCUAUUGUCCCAACGAGACCAACGAACAGCGGCGACCAUACAAGAUGAACUUCCUUCGCACAUUACAAGCGCGUGUGGAUGCGCUUGUAGCUGCUGGGCGCGAAGUUAUCAUCGCGGGUGACAUCAAUGUCAUGCGCGCUCCGCUGGAUUCCGGGGAAGGUGGGGUGAAGACAACGGCGGAGCAACACUACGAGCACCCUGCGCGAGUUUGGCUCGACAGCUGGUGUGCGCCAAAGGGCCCAAUGGUGGAUGUUGUUCGCGAGUCGUGGCCCAACCGCGAGGGCAUGUUCACCUGUUGGAACCAAAAGAUUGACGCAAGGCCAGCUAAUUAUGGCUCUCGCAUUGACCUCAUUCUCUGCACCCCGGGCCUGCGCCCUUGGAUCAAUGGUGGCGACAUUCAGAAUAAGGUGUACGGAUCGGACCACUGUCCGGUGUACAUCGAUCUGCAUGAUUCUAUCGAUCGCGACGGCCAGACGAUAUUCAUCCGUGAUUUGUUGAACCCGGUCAACAGACCACCAAGUACCGGCACGGUCUUUCCAUGGGACGAGCCAAGGAGUGCCCCGCAACCUCCGCGUUUUGCUACUAAGUUUAUGGAGGAGUUCAGCGCGAAACAACGUACUCUGAAAAGCCUGUGGGCAAAUACCAAACCGAAAGUGAAGCCAGUGCAGACGAAGACACAGGAGACGAAGGCGGAGUCGGACCCAGACAGAGAGGAAAUACCCCUGGAGCCAUCCACUACUAUGGGAAUCGCUCGCGCCGCAUUUGUUGCGCUCGAUGCGUCCCCGAGCGUUGCACGGCCAGCAUUCAUUGAUGAGUCUCCUUCAGCGCAAGCGUCAACAUCCGCCACGGCGACGCAGACUACGCAGGCUACGCAAGAGGCAGCUUCAGGCACUAGCUCUGCACGGCCUACUCCGGUCAAGCGCACUGAGCCCUCCACAGUUGACCUUACUCAGGACUCACCGCCUGCCAAGAAGAUGUCCUUGGGACGGACGAGAAGCACACCGGUUCCGAAAGGCAAACAGAAGAAGGCCUCAACCAACGGACAAGCAAAGUUGGCUGCAUUUUGGUCGGUUCCCAAGGCUAAGCCAAAAGCGAAAGAGCCCAGCCCGCCUCGCUUUCCGCAGACCUCCCUCCCCAGCACCCCAAAGCAGGCUUCACAGGUCGGCUCGCUUCUCGGUGAGAUGGACGAACCUCCAGAUACAGUCCAAGACGAGCUGUUUGCUCAGGCAUUGGCGGAGGAAGAUGCAGAAGUGGAGGCUGAGCGAGCACGAGAACGGGAGGCGCGCAAUCAAGCAGCAGGGUCCCAGUGGGCGAGCAUGUUCGCCCCGAAGAAGGCUCCAUUGUGCACUGUUCAUCAACAUCCUUGCAAGGACUUCAUUGUAAAGGUUCAGGGCCCCAAUAAGGGGAAGCGUUUCUGGCUGUGUUCGAAACCGGUGGGCCCGGGAUACGACAUGGGCCGGUCGAAACGGCCACGUGAGGACGUGGAUCCCCGGUAUCGGUGCAACUUCUUCCUAUGGGACUCUGCGAAUUCGCAGCGGGAAGUGCCCCGGCGACUGGGAGGGGGUAGCAGCAUCAGCGCAGGUGGCACGAACGAUCCAGGCGUAUGAGUUGCAAGACGUCUACCUGCAUUUGUACAAGUAUCUCGUUGUCACUUCACACGUACAUCAAGCAUGAGAGUACGGACCUCUAUCCAUCUCAAGUCAGCGGAAAUGAAAGGGGGCCUGAGGUCCACGCGUAGAUGAGGCUUCGAAUGCAUGGACGGGCUUCUCCAUCGAUCGGUUUGCCGCCCGCCCUCGCUUGUUGCUAUUGGAGGUUCGUUAAGGACUGUGCCAAGCAUUCAUGGCCACGCCCGAGUAGUGCAAGGCUGCAGAAAGCGCCGCAACAACGAAAGGCCUCGAGUGUAUUUUGUGAGUAGCAAAGCAUGAGUCGUGGCUGCCCAUAUGCCCAUGCCUCCGAACGCCGAAGAAUGGAAGA